AGACGCAGUCGCACACACACUAGCAGUUACACCAGCAGUUACCACAGGAACGGUCACUGUGACGGAAGGGAGCGGCGCUAAUUAUUUAGUGCAGUGGCGGCGUGUUUAUGUAAAGAGAGAGCAAAGAGAGAGUGUGUGUGUGUUUGAGUGUCGUCAACAUGAACAUUCACUUGGCGCACACCUGCACCAGCCAAUAAUUAAUGUCACUCGCUGCUGGGCAGACUCGACACACUGCACAGACAUAAGGAUCCUUGGAGAUAGAGGAAUGCAAAUCUGCAACCAUGAUGGAAGGAUUGAAAAAACGUACCAGGAAGGCCUUUGGGAUACGGAAGAAAGAGAAGGACAAUGACUCUACGGGGUCCCCAGAGAGAGAGAGUGGUUCUCAGAAGAGGACCAACGGGGCCCCGAAUGGCUUCUACGGAGAUAUCGACUGGGACAGAUAUAACUCUCCUGAGGUGGACGAUGAGGGCUACAGCAUGAGACCUGAUGAGGAGUCAGAAGAAGUUACCACCAAGAAGACCCACUUCUUCUCCUCCGACGAGUCAGAAGGAGAGGAGGACAAAAAAAAAAGGUUCAAAAUCAAGAUCAAGCCACUGCCGUCUGAUUGCGUUGUAGCAGCACCCUCAGUCAACGAGCUCAAAGUUUCCAUAGGCAACAUAUCUCUGUCUCCAUCACCUCUGAGACGUAGCCCGGGCUUGAAAAGAAACACAUCUAGUGAGGAGAUUGCCAGACCGAGACGCAUUGUCCCCACUGUUCCCACUGUGGCCCCCACACCGGCUCCAGCACCACAGCCCCCCAGCAGUCAACAAACACCAGUCCCUGAAGACACCACAGCCUUAUUUGGGCCUCCUUUGGAAACUACAUUUGGAGCAGAACAGAAAGUUGAAGUGGUUCUGUCAGAGUCAGAUGUGUGGGGUGUUCCUCUGUCAGGGUCUGAAUCCUCUUUGACAAUGUCCUUCCCAACAGGAACACCACCACCACUUCCUCCCAAGAAUGUCCCCCUCUCACCCCCAACGACUGGCCCUCCCUCUGCAGAAGAGGCUGUGACAGUGGAAGAAGAUGGCAAGAACCCUUCCAUAGUAGACUUGGACAACAUUUUUGGACCAGAGCAAGCCCUGGCUACUGUCGAGGAUAUAAAUGACACUUGGGUCUGCUUCAGUGAAGAAUCGUCUAAACAGCCACCGCUACCAGAUGAACCUGCACCUCCAAUCCCUUGCUCCCCAACUCCUCCAGAGGAACCAGCACCUCCUUUACCAGCCUCUCCACCUCCACCAGAAACUACUGCCCCUCCAUUGCCUAUAUCACCACCUCCUCGAGAAGACCCUGUACCACCUCUCCCUACCUCCCCUCCCCCAAAACUUGACCCUGCUCCCCCUCUGCCAACCUCCCCACCUCCCUCAGAAGAACCUGUUGCACCUCCCAUCCCUUCAGGUCCUCCCACACCAGAAGACAGAAAUCCUCUCACAAAUGCCACCACUCCACCCCUUCCAUCACCAAAAGAUCUUGCAUCUCCCUCUACCUCCUCUCCCCCUCCUCUCGACUUGCCAGCUAAUGUCCCUCCAGCUUCUGCUCCCCAAGCAAGCAGCUCUCCAGCAUUGAGUCCUUCCUCUGAAGAACUUUCACGUGUCGUCCCAUCAUCAAUUGUCCUGUCUCAAGAGGUGAAGCCCAGGAACACAAACAUCACCCAACCCAAAGAGGAUGUAAGAGAAACAGCCAGCUCACCCAAAGAUGUCAGUCAGGGGAGCAGGAGCACGCCUCCUCCACCCCCUCCUCCCACAUACCGGACAGUGGUGUCAUCACCAGGUCCCACAUCUGGAGCUGCUGUCACGAAUAGUGGUUCCUCUUCUCCAGUGCGACCUGCUACUCCUUCAUCAGUCAACUCAACCCCACCACCUCCUCCACCUCGCCCUCCUUCUCGGCCCAAACUUCCUCCUGGGAAACCAACCAUAGGAGAUGCAAGUCGCCCCUUCAGCCCGCCAAUACACUCAGCCAGCCCUCCUCCCGUCGCCCCACUGGCACGAGCUGAGAGCACCUCUUCAAUCUCGUCCACCAACUCAAUGAGUACUGCUACUACACCCACCGUUGGUAAAGAACUGUCCGUGUCUGUCUCAGAAGACGAUGCUUAUGUAGAGAAACUGCCCAUCUUUGAGAGACACAUUGAUUCAUUAGCAGAGAAUGACCAGCCAUCCCUUGUAUGGUUUGACAGAGGGAAGUUUUAUUUAACCUUUGAAGGCUGCUCCAGAGGGCCCAGUCCUCUCACCAUGGGGGCUCAGGACACUCUUCCAGUGGCCGCUGCAUUCACAGAGACGGUCAAUGCCUUCUUUAAAGGAGCCGACCCCAGCAAGUGUGCCGUGAAGGUCGUAGGUGAGAUGGUUUUGUCGUUUCCGGCGGGAAUUACGCGACACUUCGCCAAUAACCCGUCCCCCGCUGUGCUAACCUUCAGCAUAACCAACUUCAGCCGACUGGAGCAUGUGCUGCCUAACCCCCAGCUCCUCUGCUGCGACCCCACCACAGAAGCCCAGGCUGACGUCAAGGAUUUCUGGGUGAACAUGCCAAACCUGAUAUCCCACUUAAAGAAGGUGGCAGAGCAGAAACCACAGGCAACAUACUACAACGUGGACAUGCUGAAGUAUCAGGUAUCGUCACAGGGCCUCCAGUCCUCUCCUCUGAGCCUGGCAGUGAGCUGGAGGUGUGAGCCCACCAGCACUGACCUGAGAAUAGAUUACAAAUACAACGGAGAGGCCAUGACGACGCCUAUGGCCCUCAACAAUGUUCAGUUCCUUGUUCCUAUCAAUGGAGGGGUUUCAAAACUACAGGCUGUCUUACCUCCUGCCGCAUGGAACGCAGAGCAGCAAAAAAUCCUUUGGAAGAUUCCUGAUAUCUCUCAGAAAUCUGAAAAUGGAGGUGUGGGCUCGCUGUUGGCACGCUUCCAGCUAACAGAGGGUCCCAGUAAACCGGCUCCACUGGCCGUGCAGUUCACCAGUGAGGGCAGCACCCUGUCAGGCUGUGACAUCGACCUGGCUGGGCCAGGAUACCGCUUCUCUCUCGUCAAGAAGAGGUUUGCUGCAGGAAAGUAUCUGGCCGACAACUAACCUACACUACUGAUGGUAGCACUGUUGAGAAAAAAAACAACAAAAACAACAAAACAAUAGCAGUGAACUGAGAUUGACACCAAGGACAGAGGACAGACCAACACUCUACAUGAACCUUUUCUGAACCCACAAAACAGAUCUGCAGCCCACCCAGCAGUAUUGUAUAACUUGCAUAUAGCAUUGUGGAACUGUUUUAGGUCAUGUAAUUAUUGUAUUUGUAUUCAUUUCAUACAAUCUAUAUUGCUGCAGUGAGACACUUGGGUUCUUCCUCUAAAGUCUGUCCCUGUCUCCAUCCUUCUCUGGUCAAUGUGUGGUGGUGUUUUUUUAAUUUCACUGCAGCUGCCUGACUGAAGACGUGGACAGAGAGAGUUCCAGCCACAUAGUAAACUCUUGAUGGCAUUUGCUGGAGCCAGUCCAGAGAAUCCUAGCAGUAAAAAUACCUGUGAGUAAAAUCUUUUUUUGGUCAAACCUAUCGCUCUGAUAUGCUGGAAACAGGCAGGUCGGGGACACAAAGUAGUAAGUUAUUCACAUUCUUUCGCACAUAAGAUAAUCACGGCUUGAUGAAUAAUCACUCCACUCUGUUUGGUCCAGAUGAGACAUCUGACCUCAGCACAGACAGCAGCCAUCUUGUGUGGAUUACAUGCAUUUACUGAUGCAGUUUGACACCUGACGUAACAAAGACGUGGAUGAAAGAUGGUGUUUUACCCUCCACAGGAUUAAUAGAUUUACAUGCAUCAUAUUACUGGUACUACAGGGUCAAACAUCUUUGGAUCACUUCCUUUUCUUAUGUAUAUAUACAUAUAUAUAUAAUAUAUAUGUAUAUGUAUAAAUAUAUAAAUGCACUGAUCAGUCAAACUGUUCUUUUAUUUAAUUUUUUCCUGAAAUCUACACACACGGAGGAGAGGUUUUUAGGACGUUAGGCAGCUGCAAUGAUAAGUCAAUGUACUUGUUUGCGAAACAAGAAAAAUGUUUUGUUUUGUUUCCUGUCAGAACAAAAGAAAUGUACAAAAGUGUCAUUUUAAACAAUAAUAUAUAUAUCUUAAAGGGCGUUUGGUGUUUUUCUCGUACUGUCAGAUAGCCUUUCUGUUGUUCCCGGGACAGCAGUGUUAGACUCCAGAUACAUGACAGCAUUCUAUUUUUAUUUAUUGAUGACGAUGAUUUGUUGUAUAAAAACGUGAUUCUGUAUAUGAAAUAGAGUUUGAAUGGUAUCACACAACUCGGAACCCUUAAAGGUAUAAAUAUUGGAAAUCUCUCUUCUUCUUCUUCUUUUUUUGUUAUCUGUGUAGUGGGGUAACCUGUGUACAGUGUAAGGUAUCAUUUUUUGAAUUUAUUUCAGAUAUAAUUUUUUAAACUCAAGUGCAACAGAAGAUUUGAGCUAUAUAUGGGUGUGGGGGUAAUUUAAAGAUAAAUAUCUUCCUGGAUGCCGUGUUAUGCUUUGUGAAAGCAGUGUUUAUGUAGAGUUGGCUGUACCAUGGGCAAGGUCAUCACUGAAAGAAUAUUCUUUUUUAUUAUUAUUAUUAUUAUUAUUAUCAUUUCGUCCUUUCAAAGAAUUAGAUGUGAACAUCAGCAGCACUCUUGUGUCUGUUGUUACAUAGGACGAAGCAGAAAAUGGUCAGUGUUAGCUUAGCAUGAAGACUGGAAGAAAUGUUAAAAUACUCCAAAAACUAAUGACAUUCCCGUCAGCCUCUGCUAUAUUUUACAUUGGGACAACGGUGCUGUGUCGGCGGCGUGCGAAUGGGUGUGAAAGAUGAGUAAUAGGAAAUACACCGCACAUAGAUGUGGCUGAAUGUGUGAGUGAAUGGUAAAACUGUAGUGUAAAGCAUCUUUGAGUGGUCGGCAAGUCUAGAAAAGUGCUUCAUAAAUGCAAACCAUUUAAUGUAUGUUAAGUAUGCCACAGUUAAUAACAAUAACAAACAUGCUGACAUUAAUAUAGCAUCCCUAUACCAAGCACAGCCUCAUAGAGUUGCUUGAAAGUAGAGUUAACUGUUGGACAAACUAUAUUCUAGUCUUUUUUGCAAAGCCAAACAAGCCGGUAACUGGCUCCAGCUUCACAUUGACUGACGCCCUUCACAUCUAAUUCUUGAAAGGAAAGCAAAUAAACACGUUUCCCCCAAAAACGCGCAACUGAAAUUAGUUUAAAUCUUGAAAAAAUGUGAUGAAAUUUGUUGACCAUGGUGCCACAAGUGAGACAGGAUUUUGUUACUGGGACCAUCUUGUAUUUUCUCCCCCUUUUUAUUGUAAUAAAACGAACCUCAGUUCAUCUGUGAAUUCAUUCUCUCCCUCAGUUUAACAGAGUUUCACCUCCGUGGCACCUGAAAUCCCCGGUUAUAUCACGCGCAUCUCCCCAAUCAUACAACCCACACUCUAACCCAUGGCUUUAUUUUGCAUAAUGGUAAUGGUCUCUGUGAGAUGACAUGCGUUGAAUGAUGUUAUGGCGUGAGGUUAAGUCGAUCAAAAUGCUUCAUUUGUUUUGUUUCCUUUUGUAUUUUAUGUCAGUCAGCCCUUUGUUAAGGAGAAUAAGCUGAAUAUUUUUAAAGUGGAUAAAAACAACAAAAAAAAAUAUUCUAUUGUUUAAUGUGAAAAAAAAAAAAAACAACACUGUGCUGAUGAUGUGGAACUUCCUGAAUGCUCUGACUCAACAUGAAGAACAAAGUGUGUGUGGAGUGAAGCCGAACAUUUACGUACUGUAUUCUAUAUUGGAAUUUUUGCUAAAUGCAACCAAUCAUAAUUGUAAAAAAUAUAGUCUGGAUUUAGGAAAAUAAGAGUAAUAUUCUCAUAUCAACAGUAAUACUUUUGAUUGGACAUCUGGGCCGUGCUGUUAAAGUUUAAAUCCUUGUUCUUGGAGCCAGGAUUUACAUUUCUUUGCAUGCAGACCUAGUACAAGAGAUCUUUGUGGCUGCAUUGUGUUUGUGUGAGGCGAUAGUGAUUGGUGCCAUUUAGCUCCUCGUAACUCGUUACUUUGGUAGCACUUUUUCUCCCAGUCGUGUCACUCUUUCAUCAAGUCAACAUGCCUGACAGAAAGUUGUUACCUUCUGUGUGAAUCCCAAAUCUGUCGGUGCAACAGUCACUACAGCAUUAUCUAGAGAGAGAGGUCUGCAUCCUCCCAUGAUGCCUCUGUUUUUUAAAUGACCACUACAUCACAGCUUAGUGGUUCUUAAAGCUUGAGCUGCAAAACAGACCAAAACUCAGUCUACUGGUUGCUAGAUUGUUCCUUGUAUUCUCUAAUGAAACAAAAAAAGAAAAAAGAAACAGCAUAAAAACCUUUCUGUUCCGGAUCCUCAUCUCCGUGGGGAGUUUGUCCUGCAGUAAGUCAUUAUUGCAUGCAGAGCAUGCAGUAACAUGUGGGGCAUCUAUGAUGAUAGAUAGUACUGAAAUGACAUGUUGUGCUGAGUGUCAGUUAACCCGUGUUAAUGUUGAGAGCAGAGCAGGGAGUGUGUUUUAUGUGUGUUAUAAGCCAGAAUGCUUUUUUGGUUCUGUACCGUUAACCUCAAACACAUGUGCAAGCUGUUUGUACAGUACAUAACCACGCUAAGAUGAACUGAGAAACUUAGUUUGCUUCUUUCCAAAACCAAUAAAAGUUAUAAAUGGA
This is a messenger RNA of Solea solea (common sole), 6681 nucleotides long. RefSeq names its product SH3GL interacting endocytic adaptor 1a (gene sgip1a). The record is from RefSeq and is a predicted model, not a curated record. The coding region runs from base 282 to 3092 and encodes 936 amino acids. Gene Ontology annotation, biological process: clathrin coat assembly; clathrin-dependent endocytosis. Gene Ontology annotation, cellular component: plasma membrane; clathrin-coated vesicle; cytoplasm. Lineage: Eukaryota; Metazoa; Chordata; Actinopteri; Pleuronectiformes; Soleidae. The transcript is spliced from 25 exons.